AUGUCCUCAUCACCAAACGAGUCAAAGGCUCUGUGUGACUACCUCGGAAUAGAGGAAGAGGUGGACUAUGGUAGCGAUACCAGUGUCCGCGGUGACACAGGGACAACGUCCGGCUCACUGAUGCCUGAGGCACAACUUUCGAACACCCCAAAUCCGUUCGCUGAACGUGGAGGUGCGAGCGCGCCGCCAGCGCAGCGUGCAGCAUCUGGGUUUGAUGAGACUAUCAUCGCGAACCCGCUCGAUGAGCAACAACAACUGCUUGUUCAAAGAGAACAAAACGCUCAGCGUUAUGCACAGAUGACUGCAACCCUUGAACGCCAGCGUGAUUAUGUGUUCACCCCACCCAGUGUGGAGGAACGUCUGCGUCAAGCGGCCGGCCAAACAUUGGCAACGUGGGUCAUUGGCCAUGGGCCUAAGACUCCUGAGGAGGUGGUGAGCUGCCAGGCACUUCGUGAGAGGUACCUGGAGCCGCACCUAACGACUCAAAGUCAAUACAAGGCACGCCUUGACAUGCAAGCACGUGGUGCACCAGUUCCACCGAUGAAGGGUAUACCCAUUCUCCUGCUCGCAGGCGAAACAGCGAGUGAAGAAGACGAUGCCUUUGUUCACUGGGUGCACUAUGUGCGUCGCCUCAGCAACAUUUUUGCUCUAAGGGCUAGUGCCCAUGCGGCGGAUGUGCGUCUCGAACGCAAGCUUCGGUAUGAUUAUGCCAAGCUUAAGGCCAGAGGCCAAUUGCGCAAGCGCACGCGCUAUGCUUCGGCUACUAAGGUAGCCGCGAGUGCUGGUCAGUCUGUGACCAACAACCCGCCAACCCGCACCACUAGUGGUGGUGAACGGCCUCGGCCUCGCGAUGACCAUGGCCACGAUGCUCAAAAGCCUCCAAAUCAUAUGGGCAGUCUUGCCGAAGGGGUACCUCAAAUUCCCAUGAGUUUUCAGACUCAGGCAACGUCGGUGGCGGCCGGUGUACCGGUGGAGGCCCACGAGAAAUUGGUUCUCGAAGUGAAGGGUCUUCAAGCGGCCUUGGGUAAGUCCCAGUGCAUGCUGGAUGCGAUGCAAAACCGCCUUCAGGCGAUGGAGCAAGCUCAAACUCGGAGCGAGGCUCAGUUGGACUUGCUGAUUCGUCUACAGCAAUCCGGGGCGGUGCCCUUGUCGUCGGCGCAAGCGCCUCCAAGUUCACAUGGGAAGGAUCCCGGUACGGCUUAA
Peronospora matthiolae is the source of this 1203-nucleotide messenger RNA. NCBI's taxonomy places the organism in Eukaryota, Oomycota, Peronosporomycetes, Peronosporales, Peronosporaceae. The record is from the annotation of a GenBank genome assembly.